Molecule: messenger RNA, 231 nt
Organism: Anastrepha ludens (Mexican fruit fly)
Lineage: Eukaryota; Metazoa; Arthropoda; Insecta; Diptera; Tephritidae
Exons: 1
Coding region: 1-231 (76 amino acids)
Source: RefSeq, a predicted model, not a curated record
AUGAAAUUACUUGUAGUGCUUUUCGCAAUUGUAGCCGUUGGUUGGGCUAUGCCACAAUUUGGUGGUGGACAAGGAGGAUUUGGUGGUGGACAAGGAGGCUUUGGCGGGAAUCAAGGAGGUGGUUUCGGUGGAAAUCAAGGAGGUGGCUUCGGUGGAAAUCAAGGAGGUGGUUUCGGUGGAAACGGAGGCGGUUUCGGUGGAAACCAAGGAUUCGGUGGUCCUGGUAAAUGA